Messenger RNA from Exophiala dermatitidis NIH/UT8656, 3585 nucleotides. RefSeq lists its product as uncharacterized. The coding region runs from base 1 to 3585 and encodes 1194 amino acids. The transcript is spliced from 4 exons. The record is from RefSeq and is a predicted model, not a curated record. NCBI's taxonomy places the organism in Eukaryota, Fungi, Ascomycota, Eurotiomycetes, Chaetothyriales, Herpotrichiellaceae. Gene Ontology annotation, molecular function: beta-tubulin binding; GTPase activator activity. Gene Ontology annotation, biological process: tubulin complex assembly; microtubule cytoskeleton organization; post-chaperonin tubulin folding pathway.
AUGGACGCCACCGAGGUAGAGCUAGAUGCGAAACUCUACAAAGCAUCGGGUGCUCUUCUGCGAGAGAUUGGGCACAAAUUGCCGCUGCUAAUCUUUAACCCGAAGAAGAAGCGCCGCCUAAGGGUGAUCGAUUCGAAAUGCGAGGAAUUGAGGUCGCUUUUGGACCGGUUCCAGGAAUGGCCACAGCUCCUCGACCAAAGCCUAUCGAGCUACGUUCAACUUCUCAGUGACGCGUUUGUUGGCUACAUAACCACGUCGAGUCAGCACUACGCUCCAUCGUUCAAGUAUGGGAUAGCAACGGUCUCUCCACUGCCGCGAGCGAUAUGUCGCCUCCUGUAUACACUGUGCAAGGUCAGGGGCUACAAGGUAAUAGUGCGACUUUUGAACAACGAGCCCCGAUUCUUGAUCCCCAUGUUAUCCUGCUUUAAAGCCUGGAACACGUCGUCCAACGGAAUGAUCUGGGAGGAGCGUUACAUCAUGAUGCUUUGGCUAUCUCACUUAAUGCUGGCCCCUUUUGAGCUUGCCACCAUAUCAACCUCCGAUAGUCAUCCACUUGACCCUGAGUUGUCCCAGGCAUUUGGUGACUUGCCCGGCAUUGCUGGCGACAUCACAGCUAUUGCGUUCCCACAACUGCAAAUUUCCGGAAAAGAACGCGAAGCAGCAGGUAUUCUUCUUGUUCGCUUAUGCCUUCGGAAGGAUAUGCAGGACAAUGACUUGCAUCUCAGACUGGUGCAUUUCGCUACACAGCAACUUCUGGCUGACGUGGACUUGACCUUCGUUAGUCCGUACAGGGGACUAGGCUUGAUGACAUUGCUCUAUGGUAUCAUCAACUCCGGCUCGGACAGUGAGGUUGCUCCUUUUCUGAAACAGCUCUUCGAUGCUACUUUCAAAAUUGCCACGGACCCGAGGAGCCAUUAUUUGGCUAUUCGCGAUUCCGCACCCGCGCGAAAACUCAUUUUAAAGAUCCUGCGAGUGAUUUUGACCCAUGCAAUAUCCAUCAGUUCAAGCGGAGGCUCUAUGCCCCAGGUAUAUCUUACCUCGAUGCUGGAAGAAAGCAUCCAGUACUUCCUCGACUCCCUGGGCGACAAGGACACCCCUGUAAGGAUGUCUGCUGCCAAAGCGCUCGGCGUGGUGGCCCUCAAGCUUGAUCCCGAGAUGUCUGGUGAAGUCAUUGAAGCAGUGCUAGCUUGUCUCCAGGAAAAUGUCCUUCUAGAAGACCCCCACACUCACAGCCUCGUGCCUGCCACAGAGAAGACUGCCUCCGAAGUCGGAGAGCUGAAGAAGAACUUAUCUGCCGUUGAUCCAUUGCGUUGGCAUGGAUUGAUGCUGACCCUAGCUCAUCUCUUGUACCGACGCUCCCCGCCUCCGGAGCUACUCCCCGAAAUCGUCGAAGCCUUGGUACUGGGAUUGGACUUCGAGCAGCGAUCGAACGUGGGCACAUCCGUUGGGGUUGGUGUCAGAGACGCCGCUUGCUUUGGUCUUUGGGCUCUGGCGCGGAAGUACAGCACUGCCCAACUAAGUCAGGUUGACAUAUCGCGAUUUGCUGAAGCCAGAAAUGGAGAUUACACGGAAUGCCAAAGCGUACUGCAAAUGAUAGCCGCCCGGCUGACUAUUUCUGCAUGCUUUGACCCCUCGGGAAACAUCCGACGAGCUUCAUCUGCCGCGCUGCAAGAACUCAUCGGGAGACAUCCGGACACGAUCUUACAUGGGAUUCCUCUGGUGCAAGUCGUCGACUAUCAUGCUGUUGCAAGGCUGUCGCGAGCCAUGAUUGAGGUGUCUGCACAAGCAGCGGCCCUCGACACCAUUUACCACAGGACUCUGUUGUCAGCACUCCUUGGAUGGCGCGGUUCUCGGGCCACUGAUACCAAUCAGCGGCGUUGGGCUGCUUCGACGAUGCGGGUCCUGGCCGGUGACCUUUCGAAAGAGGACGCACUAUCCUUCGCGGAUAUGAUUGUCCGCCAACUUCUUGAUUUGAAGCCAUUCAAUAUAGGGAGCACAGCGGGUUCAAGGCAUGGUUUAUUGUUGGCUUUGACCGCAGUACUGGAGACGUUGACUGAACGCGAACACCUAGCCGUGGCUUCAUGGAUUCUGAAGGACGCCAAUCCUGUUCUCAACAUGAAUGAUCUUACGGGGAAAAUGGAUGCCCGCGUAACGGCUGAUCUGGAGCUCGUGAUGGAAGCAAUAUCUGCUCUAAUCGGUGCCGUCUGCAAAUGCCUUUCGGCCUCGGCAGCAGAGCAUGAAAGUUGGAUAUCGUCGGCUCUAGCGCUGCUCGACCAAUGUACAGUAACGUGUACGAAAGACGCGGUAAUCGAAGCCAGUGCCAAUGCGACCGUCGAGCUCUUCAAAGUACUCUCGCCUGAUCGAGGCCUUGCGGUUGUCGAAGACUGGCUCAAUGCAAGAAAGCAGCCAGUCUCUGCGUUCAAAAGCAAAGGACGUAUAAAAACGCUCGGCAUGAUCUACGCUUAUUUGGCCUUGCAUGACGUACAGCAUGGCCUCCAACAGAAAAUUGUCGAGUACAUCACAACUCUCAUCAAGCAAGGUAACAGGAUCGAGACGAGAGUGGCUGCCAUGGAAGCGUUCGGGGUCAUAUUGCUGGACAUGGAGGCAACCGUGUCCACCAAAUUCGACGUUACCAGUAUCUCGGAGACACUAUACUGUGGACUGACGGACUACACCAACGACCAGAGAGGGGAUAUCGGCUCUCUACUCCGUCUCCAGAGUCUGGAGGCCGUAGAUGCUUUGCGAUCCAACGAAGAGAUAUCUCAGAUCUCGAACCGUGUCAUGGAGACUGUUAUCCCUGUAGUGGUGAAGCUUGCAGCAGAGAAGCUGAACAGUGUACGGUUUCGAGCGUGGAGAUGCCUAUAUGGCUUUUGGCAAACCCAUGCGGCAGCCAUGCCAAAACUGACGGGGACCUUCGAAUACCCCCAAGAAGUGUCCACAGAGCCAUAUUACCAGCAAUUGAUGAAACUCCUCUUGCUGGAAUGGCUGCGUGAGCCUCUUGUACUGGGUCUCGUCUCGUCGGCGACAUCUGGCACCGAGGUUAUUUGUCGUGCAGCCAGCAACGCAUUGGUCUGGUACAUGCAGGGUCUAGACGAGGGCAAACGCGAUUCGCUGAGUUCAUUAGUCUCUUCGAUCGUUCUGAAGCAGCUGGCCAUUGAUGAAGCACAGGACGACCGACAGGUGGUGCCAUUACUGGACUUUCUCUGCUUCAUGAUGGACCAGGGGCUUUUUGCAGAGCAAUCAACCGCAGAUUCGCCACAGGGACCCGGAUAUGUUUGGACGAUCUUGCAACAUGUCCUAGGUCAAUCACCCAGUCUUCAGAGGAUCGAAGCAUCCUUGAACCUUUGCUCAAGACUGGUUGCCAGCAAAGACUAUCGAACCAGGGCUUUGGACAAGCUCACUCGCCAAUUGCUCCACCGUUGGCCGAAGGUCCGCAACACCGCAGCUGAUCUCCUGUAUCUGGAGACUUGCAGUCCCAUCCUAGCUUCGUGUGACUGGAACGCACCAGUCAGCAAGACCAAAGCAGUGGUGCUUGAACUCAGAAAGAGCCUUGGUGUGGCGGGAUUCAAUGCCACAAAGACGUAG